AUGCGUUUCUUGCUUCUGUCCCUUUUUUUCGGGUUCGUCUUGCUUCUACCCACCAACCGCGUGUUUCGGCAUCGUAGGUGUGGAGCUGCAGAACGAUCCGUACACCGACUUUUACCUCCGAGCUUGACAGCGGAUGCUGAUUACCCUUGCGCCGGAAAUGUAGGAGGUCGAACCGCUUGGUCCAGUACCGUCACCAUUCUACAAUCACGACUGACCGAGCCGGUAGCAGCUCGCUACUGGUACGAUGGUCAAUACAUCAACAAUGCUAAAGAAGAUGCUGCCGAAGUCGCCCUGAAGCUGCUCAACCAGCAGCCGCGUGCCUCUACCGUCUAUCCGGGUCAACUCUUUCCACAGGGUACAGCGGGCUAUGGUCGCGGUGGAGGCGGGUUCUGA
Molecule: messenger RNA, 393 nt
Organism: Penicillium angulare
Lineage: Eukaryota; Fungi; Ascomycota; Eurotiomycetes; Eurotiales; Aspergillaceae
Exons: 1
Coding region: 1-393 (130 amino acids)
Source: RefSeq, a predicted model, not a curated record